AUGGGUAAAGCUCCAGCAUUUGGCUUCAUUAUUUCAUCAACUCCCUCAUCCUCACUUGCCCGGAACCAGGCUCGUCGCAGUCUGACCCGCGCGGGAUACCAACAAUACCAGACAAGAACCUUCUCUUCAACACCUGCAACGCAACUUCGUGAUCUUUUCCCAGUCAAGGAGACUGAGCACAUUCGCACCACGAAGCCAGCAUGGCCACAUCACGGCUAUACCUACGAAGAGAUGCUUUCUGUGGUCCCUGCCCACCGAGAGCCUCGAGAUGCGGGUGACUGGGCGGCCUGGAAGAUUGUGCGCUUUGCUAGGUACUGCAUGGACAAGGUCACAGGCAUGGACCAGGAACAACAAGUCGACAAGAAGAACCCGACUACUGCUGUGGUAGCCUCAAAGCCUUUGACAGAGGCACAAUGGUUGAUUCGCUUCAUCUUCCUUGAAAGCGUCGCCGGUGUCCCUGGAAUGGUUGGCGGCAUGCUACGCCAUCUCAACAGCCUCCGCGGGAUGAAGCGGGACAACGGUUGGAUCGAGACCCUUCUCGAGGAGAGCUACAAUGAGCGAAUGCAUCUCCUAACCUUUUUGAAGAUGUCCGAGCCUGGCUGGUUCAUGAAGCUUGCAAUCAUUGGCGCACAGGGUUUCUUCUUCAAUUCGCUCUUCGUUGCCUACCUCAUCUCCCCGAAGAUCGUGCACAGAUUCGUUGGAUACCUCGAGGAAGAGGCUGUGCACACUUACACUCGAUGCAUCAAGGAGAUCGAGGACGGCGAGCUCCCCCACUGGACCGACUCCAGGUUCAAGAUUCCCGAGAUCGCUAUCCAGUACUUCCGACUGCCAGAGGAGCACCAGAACAUGAGGGAUCUCAUCCUCUACAUCCGUGCCGAUGAGGCUGUCCACCGCGGUGUCAACCACACAUUGGGCAACCUCGACCAGAAGGAAGACCCCAACCCAUUCGUCUCCCAAUAUAAGGAUCGCGAGCCGCCCAAGCCCGCCCUCGUCCCAGCAGGAUACGAGCGUACUGAUGUCAUCUAA
Molecule: messenger RNA, 1026 nt
Organism: Aaosphaeria arxii CBS 175.79
Lineage: Eukaryota; Fungi; Ascomycota; Dothideomycetes; Pleosporales
Product: alternative oxidase
Exons: 3
Coding region: 1-1026 (341 amino acids)
Biological process (GO): alternative respiration
Cellular component (GO): mitochondrion
Molecular function (GO): alternative oxidase activity
Source: RefSeq, a predicted model, not a curated record